CAGACACCACCACCCUGGACUGCCGUCGUUCGGCCGAGCCAAUCUUCCCCCGUCCCGAGAAAGCUCGAGAUGGCUGGGUGCUUGCUCACCGUCUUUUGGGCUCUCGUGGGAGCUUGAUUUCCGGUUGGAAGACCGCCUAGCAGACACGACACAUGGAAAGACUCAAGGCGUGAGAGAAGGGUAUGUGUGUCCCUGGACCGACCUCGUGCCUCGUGUACCUUGUUUUCGUUGGUGGUGGUAGUGGUGGUGGCCAUGGCGCAUUAACCGGUGGGGGGUCUGGCCAGGGAUUUGUCGAAUGGUGCUCCGAACCUAUCAUGAGGUUGACGGUUGGAUCUUGGUUUCCAUGCAAUGAUACAGCGGUUGUUAGCUGGGUGAGGUAUUUGUCUGGUUGGGUUUCCAAACAGCUGUUGCAGGUCCAAUACUACCCACCUAUGCUUCCACUCGCGUCGUGUAAGCAAGCAACCAAAGCAACCUCGAUAAAGAUGAGACAGCCGACGAUCAAAGAAACAAAGCUCAACGGGAACGGACCGGGGUGAACGAACAAGCUGCCCCUCCCCCUCCCCCGCCAUAGCACGCUCGCUCAUGCCAUCCCCUGCCCGGUGCUACACAUCACAUGGAAGCCCAAAACAUACGACGGCCCGUGACAACUGGAUCGGUGAAC
Messenger RNA from Ilyonectria robusta, 661 nucleotides. RefSeq lists its product as uncharacterized. The record is from RefSeq and is a predicted model, not a curated record. The coding region runs from base 183 to 536 and encodes 117 amino acids. NCBI's taxonomy places the organism in Eukaryota, Fungi, Ascomycota, Sordariomycetes, Hypocreales, Nectriaceae. The transcript has a single exon.